This is a messenger RNA of Hippoglossus stenolepis (Pacific halibut), 3239 nucleotides long. RefSeq names its product zinc finger DHHC-type palmitoyltransferase 18a (gene zdhhc18a). Gene Ontology annotation, molecular function: protein-cysteine S-palmitoyltransferase activity. The record is from RefSeq and is a predicted model, not a curated record. Gene Ontology annotation, cellular component: endoplasmic reticulum; Golgi apparatus. Gene Ontology annotation, biological process: protein targeting to membrane; peptidyl-L-cysteine S-palmitoylation. The transcript is spliced from 9 exons. The coding region runs from base 432 to 1826 and encodes 464 amino acids. NCBI's taxonomy places the organism in Eukaryota, Metazoa, Chordata, Actinopteri, Pleuronectiformes, Pleuronectidae.
GUAGGUUGGCUGACGUACAAGAGACAAAAAAGAAACGUGAACUGCCGCAAGAGGCUUAAAGUCGCUUCCCUGUCGAAAGCUCCAAACAAAGGCGAGUUCAUUCACCUAAUUGAGAAUUCAUUUUAAUGACGGACUUACUUUCAACUACCAAACAUGGUAGUUAACCCUGAGUCCACUCGGGAUUUGAUUCAGUUCGUCAAACUAAUGCUGUUGCUGGUUUGCUAGCUAGCUUAGCCCGCGUUAGCUUCCAGGAUGGACAGCUGAGCGCUAACCCGAGCAGGACCCGCUACAGAUGUAGUGAACUGAGAGUCUCUGGAGAACGACAGAGGGAGCGUUUGGUGAGAGAGAGAGAGAGCGAGAGAGUGUGUGUGCGUGCGUGCGUGCGUGCGUGCCUUCAGCCACCUCCCAGCCGGGUGGACACUGUUUACCCCAUGAAGAACUGCGAGUACCAGCAGAUCGACCCGCGGGCGCUGGCGGUGUCGCCCUCGUCGGCGCAGAACCACACCGAGAAGAAGGCGCAGCGGCCGCGGAGGAAAUGGGAAGCGUUCCCCGGGAAGAACCGGUUCUACUGCGACGGGCGGAUCAUCCUGGCCAGACAGAGCGGUGUCCUCCCUCUGACACUGGGCCUUAUUGUCGUCACCUGUGGCCUUUUCUUCGCAUUCGAUUGCCCCUUCCUGGUGCAGCAUCUGACCGUCUUCAUACCUGUGAUCGCUGCGGUGCUUUUUGUGUUUGUGGUCGUCUCCCUGCUGAGAACCAGCUUCAUAGACCCCGGCAUCCUGCCCAGGGCCACCCCGGAUGAAGCUGCAGACAUAGAGAAGCAGAUAGACACUUCAGGAUCCUCUACAUAUCGCCCCCCUCCACGAACCAAGGAGAUCCUCAUCAACCAGCAGGUGGUAAAGCUCAAAUACUGCUUCACUUGUAAAAUGUUCCGGCCUCCUCGAACCUCCCACUGCAGCCUGUGCGACAACUGUGUGGAGCGAUUUGAUCACCACUGCCCAUGGGUUGGGAACUGUGUGGGCAAACGCAAUUACCGCUUUUUCUACAGCUUCAUUAUUUCCCUGUCAUUUCUGACAUCGUUCAUAUUUGGCUGUGUCGUCACACACAUCACUCUGCGUUCUCAAGCAGGGAAAAGCCUUGUUCAAGCCAUUCAGGAGAGCCCUGGAAGUGUGGUGGAGUUGGUGAUUUGUUUCUUCUCCAUCUGGUCUAUACUGGGCCUCUCAGGCUUCCAUACAUACUUAGUAGCCUCCAACCUCACGACAAACGAAGAUAUUAAGGGCUCCUGGUCAAGUAAAAGAGGUGCAGAGGAUUCUGGGAACCCGUACAGUUACAACAGCAUCAUAACCAACUGCUGUGCGACGUUAUGUGGCCCCAUGCCCCCGAGUCUGAUUGACAGACGAGGUUUCCUUCCUCCUGAGGAGGCGAUCUCUGCUGCCUCUGCCUCUGAGAUCGAGCUGCCACUCUUCACGGCCAAGAACGACGCGCACAUGUGCACUCAGAGCACAAAGGACAUGCUGGACAGGAUGGUCCAUUCCUCCGACUUCCACGGCCUGUGCCCCCCCGGCACCCCAAAGACCACCCCUCUCAGCCUCGAGGUUUCCAGCACGCAGGCACCUUCCGCAGAGCCUUCACCGUCUGUCGGCUGCUUGCAGCAAAGCGCUCGACAGUCGGUGGCCACUCCUUGCCCCCCGUUCAGCAGGAGCAGCAAGAGGGACUCGCUGCACUCCAUAAAUCCAGCGUUUCGCCUGGCUUCUCCUUCGCCGUCGCUGAGCCGCACCAGCUUGAUUCUGGGUGAUGCACCCGACAAUGGCUUUAUCCCAAUACCCUGAGUGAGCACCUAGUAAACACCGGUGAAACGACAGAGUCCUGGUGGAAUUAUUCAAGGCAAUGAUUGUGGCUACAAAGAGACGUCACAGUGGUGGUCAUGAUGUGUGUUGCCUUCGGUUUCUCAAGAUGUCAUUCUGAUGAGUUGAUCAAGCAUUACCUGGAGAUUUUUCUAGUUCCGUGAGUUGUAUCAACAAUGUGUGUCUUUCAGGAUGGUGGUAAAUCUUAGUAACAUUCGUAAGCACAAUAUAGAGAUAUUUUUUUAUACACCUUUUAAUUGAGACGCCUGUGACAUGUCUUCGCACCUUCCAAAGAACCUCAAGCCAUCAGCCGCAGUGUUUUAAGUUCCUGUUAUCUUGUGCAAACAGGUCUUUAAAUCUGGCAAUACAGUUGGACUGUGGAUGCAAGAAGUGUAGAAACAAAAGAUUUACUGAGCUGGCACAGAGAGCCACCUCAGGAUUAUACAUUCAAGAGUUAGCCUUAGGUCGUCCAAUCAUUUCCCCUCAUCUUCAUCUGCUCAGUGUCAGUGGGUGGAUCCACUUUGGCUGUUUUUAGAUAAGAUGAGGGCUAGUUAUUUAUUUUUCAUAUUAUGCAUAUCAAUUGUUUAUUUUGCAUGUCUUGUACAUCAAAUGCUCUUAUGCAGGAGAUAGUAACUGAGAGGUGACACUUCAGAUUCUUUCAUAUAUGUCUGAAAUGACAUUAAUACCAUAUACUGUAAUGUCCACUUUGCUGCUUUAUUUAAUGUGUUGUUAAAGUCGAGCAUUAAAUCAAAUUCACUGCUGCGUAUAAGAGCUCCGAGUAUUCGUUGCUAAAACACUGCUUUCCUAUUUAUCUAAUCUACUGGGACACAGUGUGAGUGAGCAUCUGCUUUUUCUUUGCCUCAGGGCCCAUCCUCAGUAAGUUACCAGUGCAUCGCUGUCGAAUGGACUGCUUGGAGCAGGGUAAUGUUUUCAGGAAAGUUCAUGAGGCCUCUUAUGUAUGGUAAGUCAUUUAUUUCAUGGCUGUGACCUUUUACUGCUCUUGCAGCAUGAAACCUAACCCCCUGUCUGUCAUGGUGGAGCACAGUUUCUUGUUCGGUGUUAAUUUGUGCCACUAGGGGGCAGAAUGUGAAUAAGGAUUGCAGCCUUACUAGAGGACAAUUUAGUGACUUGAGAAGUGUUAGCAGAAAGGCCUUUUGAUGUUUUGAUUUAUGUGUUUUGUUUUUUUUGUAACGUUGACGCUGUACAUAGGUUGUGAUUUUGUGAAGAACCACGUUGCCAUAGUGAGUGGGUCAUACAUUUAUCAGUCUUCAUCAAGACCCUAUAGUUUGUAUAGACACUUAUACAAGCAGUGCUUGUAUGAACAAACUUGUUUGCUUUUUGUAGGAUGUAACAGUGGAACUGUAACAUUGGAUCAAUAAAAAUGAUCAGUUUUGUUGA